Mauremys mutica (yellowpond turtle) is the source of this 5764-nucleotide messenger RNA. RefSeq names its product deltex E3 ubiquitin ligase 4 (gene DTX4). The transcript has 9 exons. Gene Ontology annotation, molecular function: ubiquitin protein ligase activity; zinc ion binding. Bases 687 to 2555 code for a protein of 622 amino acids. NCBI's taxonomy places the organism in Eukaryota, Metazoa, Chordata, Testudines, Geoemydidae. Gene Ontology annotation, cellular component: nucleoplasm. Gene Ontology annotation, biological process: protein ubiquitination; Notch signaling pathway. The record is from RefSeq and is a predicted model, not a curated record.
UGAGAGUGGGGAGGGGGCAGCGAGGGCCCUCGAGACGCUACGCUCCUGGGAGCUCGCGCUGCGGCUCAGACACCCCGGCUGCAAAAACCCAAGGAAGUUGUUUGGGGAGGGUGCAAUAGGCAGGAGGGAAGGCAGCAACUAGGCCGUGCAAUGGGGCGCCGCUUCCCGGCUUUGGAAAGAGGACGUCGCGCUGGGUGACGGCUUGCAUGUCCCUGUCUGCGUCCGGGAAAUCCCGGCCACCCGGAUUCCUUUAAAACAAGGAGGCAGGAGAGCAACAGGGAGGUGGAGCUGCUGCUCAUCCCGUGCAAAGGGAGGAGAAGGGGGGGAGGAAAAAAACUAGAGCAUGAAAUUUCGAGAACGGCUUGUUGCAGCGAAAAGCAGCAGCAGGAGGCGGAGGAUCUGCAACUGGUGUAACUAAAGCCCCCCGCCUCCAAGAAACCCAGAGCGAGCUAAUCCCCCUCCCGGGAGCCCCAUUGCACAGCAGCGCCCCGUGGCCGGGUCUUGGCGGAUGGGUGCAAUGGCUGGGCGCUGCAGGGGAGCUCCGGGGGGGCGCGCUGCAGGGAGGGGGGAGUGAGGGCGAGCUGCAUACCCCCCCUCCAAAAAAAGCAGCCCGGAGACUCCCCCCCCCCACCCCGAUUUGUUGAGGUCGCGGGCCAAUGCGGCGCUGAACCCUGGCCGGCGGAGCCAUGCUGCUGGCCUCGGCCGUGGUGGUCUGGGAAUGGCUGAACGAGCACGGCCGCUGGAGACCCUACAGCCCGGCCGUCAGCCACCACAUCGAGGCGGUGAUUCGGGCCGGACCGCGGGCGGGCAGCGUGGUGCUGGGCCAGGCGGACCGGCGGCUGGCGCCCUACCUGCUGGACCUGCACUCCAUGCACCAGUUCCGCCAGGAUACCGGCACCAUCCGCCCGGUACGGCGCAGUUACUAUGACCCCUCCUCAGCGCCCGGCAAAGGUGUGGUGUGGGAGUGGGAGAACGACAGCGGCUCGUGGACGCCCUACGACAUGGAGGUGGGCAUCACCAUCCAGCACGCCUACGAGAAGCAGCACCCCUGGAUUGACCUCACCUCCAUCGGGUUCUGCUACGUCAUUGACUUCAGCACCAUGGGCCAGAUCAACCGGCAGACCCAACGCAAGCGCCGCAUCCGCCGACGCCUCGACCUGGUCUACCCACUGGUCACCGGCACCCUGCCCAAGUCCCAGUCAUGGCCGGCCAGCCCCGGCGUUUCCAGCUCACCCCCCACGCCACCCUGCACCUGCCCCCAGUGCCUUCUGGUCAUGAGUGUCAAGGCGGUGGUCGCGGCUGGGGCCAAUGGCGGGACUGGUGCCGCGGUCCCCCAGCAGCAGCAGCAGCGUAAAGCCUCCGCCCCAUCGGGCGGCCCCAAGCCUCCCGUCCCAGCACCUGGGCUCAAGCCCCCGGAUGCCACGGCCACCACGCGCGGCUCGCUGAAGACCCUGGCCUCCCAAGUGAGCCGGAGGCAGGCGGCCAGCACGCCGGCCCUGAGCUCGGCCAGCUCGGCCACCAGCCCACCUGCCGCCAAUGGGAAGGCCACGCGUGCCAACCUCAACACCCUCAACCGCACCCACCUGCAGCGCCUGGCCAUCGCCCAGUCCCGUGUGCUGAUUGCGUCCGGGGUCCCCACCGUCCCAGUGAAGAACCUCAAUGGCUCGAGCCCUGUUAACCCCGCGCUGGCAGGGAUCACAGGGAUCCUCAUGAGCGCGGCGGGGCUGCCCGUCUGCCUCACCCGCCCCCCCAAGCUGGUGCUGCACCCCCCACCCGUCAGCAAGAGCGAGAUCAAAUCCAUCCCGGGCGUGGCCAACACCUGCCGCAAGACCACCAAAAAGCAGGCCCAGAAAGGUAAAACCCCGGAGGAGGUGCUGAAGAAAUACCUGCAGAAGGUGCGUCAUCCUCCGGAUGAGGACUGCACCAUCUGCAUGGAGCGCCUCUCCACCCCGUCUGGCUACAAGGGGCCCCAUCCAGCUGUCAAGCCCGACCUAGUGGGGAAGCUGUCCAAGUGUGGCCACAUCUACCACCUCCACUGCCUGGUCGCCAUGUACAACAACGGCAACAAGGAUGGGAGCUUGCAGUGUCCAACCUGCAAAACCAUAUAUGGGGUGAAGACUGGGACUCAGCCCCCUGGGAAGAUGGAAUAUCACCUCAUCCCUCACUCGCUGCCUGGGCACCCUGACAGUAAAACCAUUCGGAUCAUCUACAACAUCCCGCCGGGGGUCCAGGGACCAGAGCACCCGAACCCCGGAAAAAGCUUCACAGCCCGCGGAUUCCCUCGACACUGCUACCUCCCGGACAGCGAGAAGGGCCGAAAGGUGCUGAAGCUGCUGCUGGUGGCCUGGGACCGCCGCCUGAUCUUCGCCAUCGGCACCUCCAGCACCACAGGCGAGUCGGACACGGUGAUCUGGAACGAGAUCCACCACAAGACAGAGUUUGGCUCUAACCUCACGGGCCACGGCUACCCCGACGCCAACUACCUGGACAAUGUGCUGGCCGAGCUGGCGGUGCAGGGCAUCACGGAGGAGAGCACGGCCCAGGAGAAGGACUGAGAACGGGGGAGGGGAGGAGAUGGCAUUCCUUUGUGGCGGGAGCAGCGCUUUGCCAUGUGGCGGCGCCCCACACUCACCUCCUCCUCCCUGCCCCGGUGCCUGCACCCUCCCCCACCUCCUCCUCCAGCUGCUGUGACGCUCAGAGGGCACCAGUCGCACCAUUGAGACGUGUGGCUUGGGGUUGGAGCGGAGGAGGAGGUCCACGGUGCCUCGUCAGUGGGCAUAUCUGUGGGGCCGGUCUCCCAACAUGGGCGCCGCCCCUCACCCAAGGUUACGUUAAUCUUGUUGCACGUGGCUGGGAAGGGAGGGGGGAUUGAACCGCUAAACCCUGUGAAAAUGAACUGCCUCUUAGGGCACUACCCAGCGGGAAGUGCUCCCGUCCCAUAAGGCAGCUCCGGCACCGCGUGGGCGCCGCUGCAAAGGCCUGUGGGAAUGCCAAGGAUUCAAACCAGUUAGGAGACUGGUUGUGUGUUGUCAUGUCACUGCUGCUUUCAUGUUGUGGGCUCAGUGUGUGUUGGAAAUGUGCUGUUUGCAGGUCUGGUACCCCACUCCCAACCCACCUCACCCUCCCAGGCCUGCCUCCCCGAUCCCACCCCACAUCGGGUCAGAACCAGGCCUGCUGCCUGCUCGGAAAUGAGGUGGAAAUCCCAUCUCCUUGAUAUGUUCCAAACUGGGUCAGGGCCAGAAAUAGCUGGGUACGAGUCUCCUGGCGCCGAUCCAUAGUGGGCUGGAGCAGAACCAGUUCCUUAAUGAUUCAUUCUGGCUGCUAUGUGAACGGCACUAGAGCAGGGGACAGGAAUCCGUGAUGGAUGGAUCAGAACCAGGCCUGGUCUUCUCCGGGUCCCUUUUCCCCUCCCACUUUCCCCAAUCCUUUCUCACCUGGGUCAGCUUUGUCCAGUGGGGUGUGGGGGAGAGAGAUCCCUUCUGCACUGGCUCAGAACCAAGUCUGGUUCUCCCUGUCUCAGUGAGUCUAGUGUACUCCAGCCCCGUCCAGAACUGUGAGAGCUGAUCUCCUUAUACCUGUGAAGGAACCGUGCCCCAGGGAUGGCUCUGUCUGGUCAGACCUGGUGGGGGUGAGUUGAGUUACGAGGGGAGGGGAGGUCCGAUUCUCCCCCCCCCCCAUAAGAUGGGUUCUUUGAACUGUUUGUAUGGGGGAGUCCCCCGGAUACUGAUCUGAAUUUAUAUACCUCAUGUUUUGGGGAUUUGUCGUAUAUAUGUACAUAUAUCUAUCAUGUCACGCUUGAACAUGACGUUGGCGCUAGGACGCUUAAAGGAAACGGUACUUAAGUUAGACCUGAGGCCAAGUCUGCUGGCAGUGGCCGUUCACCACGGCAUGGGGGCGUGGCAAGCUGGGUGGCCAUCUUGAAACGGAGGCGCCCAGUCAGGCUUGGCCACAUUUCAAAAUGGCCACUGCACGCCCCUCAGGAAGGUGGGAAAAGGUCACAAAUACACAUGCUCCCAUUAGUGUGACUCUGCGCUGUGGGGGGUGGGGGCCAGUUCUGAGUCCUCCCAUGCCAAGAUCCAUAGUCUCCUCUGGCUGGCAGCAAUGGGAGGCCUUGGAAACACGCCUGGCCUGGGGUUAGCCCCCAUGUUGGGGAAACAGGAGCCCAGCAAAAUCUAUAGGGCAUCCAUAACCCUGAUCAGCCUCUGUGGUGCUGCCACCUAGUGGCCUCUUUGCAGCUAGUGAGUGAGGUGGGUCCCAUGGGCUAUGCCCCAGGUCCCAUCCCUGUUGUGAGCUGGGAAAGGGGUGGGUGAGGUGGCUCCCUGCUGGGAUCCUGACCCUCUCCUGUCUGGUUGCUUAGGUCUUUGGCUCCUUGGGCUUUCCUGGCUUGAGGAUUUUUCCCUUGCAGCCCUUGUGAAGUCCCUGUGGGGCAGAUGCAGAGGAGGUGGGGGGCAGGUGAUGUGGCUGGGUGGGGGCAGGUGAGGCAGGAAUGGGGAGGGAUAGGAGUUGCGAUUGGCUGCAGAAUGGGGUUCGGAGGGGAAACGCAGAGGCUUCACAAGGCCUGUUCAUACUGCCGGCCCGGAGAGUUCAGAGCAGCCCCCUCACUGGGGUGCCUGAGGAGCUGAUCCUGUCCCAAACUGCCUGGAAACCCCCUUCAUUGCCACAGCAACCCCUCCCUUCGUGAGGGGCUGAGAUCAUCCUGUCCUGAGCACCCCUUUUAUCCCCCAGUGCCCCAAGACCCCCCCCUUUUCUGUAUUUCCCAAGCACUCUCUAAUGAUGGGUGUGGGGGGGGAAUCCUACCCCAAAACUAGAACUGGGGGGAAAUUUUCAUCCAAAACAUUUUUCAGUGAAAAAUUCAGAAAUCAAAAAAUUUUGUGUCCACUUUGCUGGCUUGUUUUGGGCAAAAGGGGGGAAAAACACUAAAAAAUGAAACAUUUUGAUUUUUUUUACAAGACGAAUGAUGCCUUUUUGCUUCAAAAUUGCUUUCCAUUUUUUUUUUUUAUUUUUUUUUACAAAUGUUUAAAAUGCUCUUAACUUGAAAUAAUCUUUUUUCUUUGAGUGGCCAGAAUGUUUUGGUUUCUAAAUUUUUGGUUUUUUUUGAACCACCAGCAAACUGAAAAUCCUGUUAAUCGCACAGAUCUCCCCCCAGCUUUGAGAUUCCCUGCUCUAGCCUCCCCACCAUCCUCUAUCCCCCCCCAGUCUAUCCUAGCUCCCUCCCCAGUCCCAUAUUCCGUCCCCUCCCAAUAUGUCUUGGUGCUCAGCCUACCCCCCCAGUCCUGUAUUCUCCCUCCUAGCCAGUAAGAUUGUCACACAUUACUCACCCCCUACCCGUGCCCUUCUACCCCUGCUGUGCUAGCAAGGAGCGGCCUCCAGUCUGACUUGGUUUCUAGGGUAGGGGAAGAGACUUGGAAGGGGUCUCAUACAGGCCCCUGUGAUCGUUCCCCCCAGCUGUGCUUUUGUUUAAUUUCUAACUGUGGUUUUAUACUUUCUCCAGAAGGAUCUGGGUGGGGCAGGGAGGCCGGGCCAUGGGAAAGGUCAUCCCUCCCCUGUCUUUGUGUGUCCUCGUGGCGUUGGAUGCGGGGUGUGCGGCUGGGGUGGGGCAGUGUCCUGCUAUAUAUUGUGUUCUGUUUGUGAACGGUGCACUGUGCCCGUCUCUCUGGUGUGUUGCCAUGCAAUGGCGCUGCCCGCCCAUGUAGGCUGGAUGUGCCAAUUUAAUAAACGGAGAGCUCUCCCACCAGGCGGGAGGGCGUUUGCUGUCUGCGUCAGG